Messenger RNA from Drosophila willistoni, 8516 nucleotides. RefSeq names its product E3 SUMO-protein ligase RanBP2 (gene Nup358). Gene Ontology annotation, molecular function: protein binding; GTPase activator activity. Lineage: Eukaryota; Metazoa; Arthropoda; Insecta; Diptera; Drosophilidae. Gene Ontology annotation, cellular component: nuclear pore; cytoplasm. The record is from RefSeq and is a predicted model, not a curated record. Gene Ontology annotation, biological process: intracellular transport. The transcript is spliced from 6 exons. Bases 1 to 8352 code for a protein of 2783 amino acids.
AUGUUUGCGACACGCAAAGAGGUGGACGAGCAGGUUCAUAAGUUGUUGGGAAAAGUGCCGCCAGGGCCAGAGCGCGACAUCAAGUGUCUGGCCGUUGCCCGUUUAUAUAUCAAAAUUCAAGAGUAUACUAAGGCCGUAGAAUAUUUAACAUGCUAUCUGAAGGUUAAGGAUGAAGUGGUGGCCCACCGUUUGAUUGCCCAAUGCCUUAAACACUUCAAGCAGCCGGAUAAUCUUCGAGUGUUGCAUCAUUUGCAACGUUGCAUACAGUUGAAUCCACGUCAGAGAGAUGUGAUACGUGAAGCAUGUCAGCUAAUACUUGAUGAUUCCAGUAUAUACACCCAGGAGCGUGCCAAAUAUUGGUUGGGUUUGGCAACAGAAGAUAGCGACGAGCUGCAGGAAAGUGAAUUAAUAUUUUCUUUGCGUCUGAAGCUAAACCAACAGGGAAGAGAUAAAAAUGGCGGUGGAGGAGGUGGUGAUGCUGAUAAUGAUGAUGAAACCCUGGAAAUUCUUAUUCACAAGGAGCUACAGGCACGACCACAAGAUGUCAAUGUGCGAGUGCGUCUAUUACUGAGCUAUUUGGAAAAAAAAAAAAUUGAAAAAGCCUUUCAUUACGCCUAUAAUGUGGAGUUCGAUCUGGAUGAAAAGUGUUUGUCCACCAACGGCGAUAGUACUCAAGCAGCGGUUGGUUCUCCGUUUAGUCAAUCAAUUGAGUGGUAUAGGAAUGUAUGGCUGGUUCUUGCCAAAUAUGAGCAUUCAAAAAAUUUGAAAAAAUCGUGGUCCUAUUGGCAUCUUACUUUAAUGACGCUAGAUCGUCUAAUGUCAUUAAGCUUGGACUCCAACCAUGCUCUGAACGAUGGGACUAGCCAAUUGUUUCGCUUUGAUCAGUACUUACACAAGUUCAGCAGUGAGUUAGACAAGAUUCAAGCAGGGAACCAGAAUGAUAUCCAAAUUGAUUUUCUGAAAUCGGCCCAAGGACAUUAUAGUGGUCAGUUAAUGCUUCAUGCUGUGUCUUUAUUAUUCAAACGUGAGCUAACGGGCAAUAAGAACAAAUGGAUGGGUACCUUAAGGGAUGCCUUGCCCUUGCUGCUGUUGGGCUAUCAAAUAAAUCCUUUUCAAAAUACUCAGCCGCAUUGGCUGAAACAUUGCGAUAAGUCCCAAAGAAAGUUGUUUCAUAUAUGGCGUACUCAGACCGCAUUUAGGUGCGCUCAAAUGGGCCGUACAUUGUUAGGUUGCCUAAGACAGGAUGAUUCCCAGGAUGAUGACGAAUAUAAAGAGGAAAUUAACAACCACAUAAAUCAAAAUCAGGGAAAUCAGGACUUACCGUCUUUGUGGUUGAACUCGGAUGAUUUGUUGUCUGAAGCUCGGCAGAUAUGCGCGGACAAGCAGUGGCGACGUCAAAUCUAUCAGAUACUGUUCACACAUGGCGACCAAAAACUAAAAGAGCAAACAUCUCACUUAGUGAAGAAUGCACGCUUGCAGCAGCCACUUUACGAUUGGCCGCAUGUCUCGGAUAUAGAAUCAUACGAGCAAGAGGCAUUGCUAUCUUCCCCUCAGUCACUGAGUCAACAUGUUUAUUUGGCUUUGUGCACGAAGCCAGAAAAUUUGGGAGAUCAUCAGCGGGUCCGGUUCUAUGGGAACCUUCGCAAGGAUCUCAAAUCGAAUCAAAAUCUAAGUUUCUGCAGUCCCGACUCUUUAACACAAAUCGAUAUUGAUAUAUUCCUUUAUGCUGUCGUCAUUCAAACCCAAAGAAAACUUUCUGUACAAAGGGAGACCUACGAUAGCACCAACGUCGGUAAUCGAUCAGCAGGUGCUCGACCCCAUAUGUUGCCCUAUAUUAAUAUUUUCCAACAAUUAACCACACCAGAACAAUCAAAUUGGUGGCAUUUGGUCCAAAAUUGGAACAGCCAUCAACAGUUCACUGAUGGCAAUCGGACCGAGCAAAGAGCUCAAUUACAAGUUGGACUAGAGGCUGUACGCGCCACCAAUGGCCCUCGCAUGGAUCUAAUUAUUCUCUUUCAAUUGGGUCACAUCCUCAAUUCUCGCCAGGAUCGGCUUAGUCUACAAACGCGCAUUAAUCUUAUAUUCAAACAGGGCUUUCAAAUGCUGCGUCGUCAAUCGCAACAAGAAUUAGAGCCAUUUAUGCGUUAUUUUAAGUAUUCUUCGGCAUCUUCGACUGCAUCCCUGAAACUAAUGCACAGUUUGGCCGAGAAAGCUGUAACCUAUUUGAGUAAAAAAGCGUUCAAGGAGAACCAGUUUGAGCAGUUCAUUGAAGAGAUGCGGGGCCUACACUUACCCAUAGCCAGUUAUCUACAGGCCGAAGCCUAUCGUAUGCUAGGCGAUUGCAGUCGCACCACGAAAUCUUCUCGAGCGCGUUAUUUGGAGCAACGCCAGAACUGCCUUCAGCAAACGCAACAGCUUCUACAGUCCCAUCCAGAACAUGCACUAGCACCCAUUAUUGGUAGGGACAUAAAGCGCUGCCAACAGGAGGCCGGGCACCUACAUCAGCAGCGAAGUCCUGACUUGCAUAACAAUUCGUCUACAUAUGAGGACGCUGAAGACGCUGAUACUGAACCUGACUACUAUGCGGGUGUUACCAAUUCCAAAGUAAAUGAGAGCCACAAUCGAUCGCGUGGCCGUGAAGCACUUCCUGAUGUUACUUCGUUGGAUGUGGAUCGAAUGUUCAAAAAAAUUACCACUGAUUUUUGCCAAUUUAAAGAAGACGUCAACGAUAACUUUGAGGCUAUGCGUCAGGACGUCAAGACAUUAACCGUCACCCUGGAGGAUAUGUUAAAAAAACUAAAGCUCAGCACAUCCAGUCCCGGCCAAGAGAUAGACCCGGCAGCUGCUUUGGGUUUAGAUGACUUAUUCAUUAUGGAGGACUUGGCAGUGCCACCACCGCCACAACAGCAUGGUACACAAACCCCACAACAAAACUCACAGCAGCAACAGCAGAGCCAAAUUCAAGCACAGCAUCAUCAUCACAGCCAACAACAGCAGCCGCAAUUAUUGCCUCCUAAUAAUCAUCCUGGUGCUGGUGCAUUUGGUGCUGGCCCACCUAGUGGUUUCUAUAACAAUGGCUUGCCGCCACUGGCAGCAGCAGCAGCAGCUAAUCCUGCUCAAGCCGCUGCAUAUUCCAACCAAUGGAUGUUUGAUUACUAUAAUUUAUGCCAUCUUUAUGGACCACGCAAUGCAAAUUUUAAUUUACCACCAAAUCCUGCAAUGUAUGGUGGUAGUGGUCCAGCGGCAGGAGGAGCUCCUUAUCCGGAUGCGAUAGGCCUCUACGGCCAAUCACCACUAGCAGUUCCACCACCAGGACCAGUGCCAGGAACUGGGCCCCUUAAUCUGGUUGACUCCAGCACUCCAGUAGGCGGAAUUGGUUUGCCAAAUCCUACAACUACAAGUUUCUUUAAUACUCCGACAACCCCCAUAACAACAUUCGGAGCUCCACAGCUUCCAGGGACACAGCCACAAUCAUUAACGCAACCACCACAACAGACGGUGGCACCGCAUACACAGCCGCAGAAAUCAUCCAAGUCUAAUCCGAUGAAUGCUCCUGCAGCCAUGUUCAAUCGCGCUCUAAACAAUCAACCUGUAGAAAAGGAACCCCCUGCUAAUGUCGUCAUAACCAAUUCGGAUCCCUUACCAAAGGCAGAUGCCUUAACUAGUGCUGCUGGCCAGCUGCAGCUCAGUGUGACAAUACCAGCACAGCAUAUCAAGCCAAGUUUAGCUCCUGUUCCAGCGACGACACCUUUGAAUCCUCUGUUAGGAACUGGCGCAACAGUACCUCCUGCCAUAGCACCUGGUGGAGCGUUUAACUUUAAUGUAGGACCACAGGGAAGCAAUAUCUUUGGUGGUGGAGGUGGCGGCGGUGGUGAUGGUGGUGAAAUUACUUUCUCCUUUAAGCCACAGGUAGCGCAAGCUGCUGCCGAGAAACAAAAGGAGAAGGAAAAAGAACAGCAGCAGCAGAAGGAGGAGAAACCGGCUGCAGAGGAAGUAGAUACCAGUUUGGAUGGUUCCGCUGAAUUGGACUAUGAUCCUCGUCCAGACUUGCAAGGCAUUAUACCGCUGCCAGAUGAAAUUGAGGUUCGUACAGGCGAAGAGGACGAGGAAAUUAAGUUUAGCUUCAGAGCCAAAUUGUUCCGUCAUGUGGACAAAGAAUGGAAGGAACGUGGCAUUGGCCUCAUCAAAAUAUUGAGAAAUAAUUCGAAUGGAAUUUAUCGCGUUCUCAUGCGUCGCGAUCAGACCCAUAAGAUUUGUGCGAAUCAUAAGAUAACCAAGGAUAUGGAGUUGACUCAACCGGCCCAGGACUCCGAGAAGAAAUCGUUUAUCUGGGCAGCUAAUGAUUUCGCAGAUGAAACUCUUCAUUGGGAAAAGUUUUUGGUUAGAUUCAAGCUACCCGAAACAGCUCUUCAGUUUAAACAAGCUUUUAAAGAGGCACAAAAUGAUAUGGUAAAGCUCAAGGAUAAACAGGACAAACAGCAGUCGAAAGUAAACAAGCAAGAUAAUUUUGUGACCAGCACUCCAGCCAAUCCAGUACUUAGCAAGCCUUUGGAGUUAGUUAAGGCCCAGACUGCAGCUGUUGUGACAUCUACUGGGCCUACGGCAGUCAAUUUCGUGGCCAAGUCCUUAUUUGGGUCAACGGCGCCCCCUAGUUCUACAACAACAACCACAACAACAACACCUUCGCCAUUUGCUAACUUUAGUUUUUCCAACAUGUCUAAUUCCAAAGUAAAUUCUUCACCCUUUGGCAACCUCUCUUUUGGAAGCGUCUCGGCCUUGUCCACUGCUAACAGCAUCACUUCUACCAACAAUACUACCCUCUUCACCACGGCUCUAAUUAAAGAUUCGACAGUUUUGAACGUCAAUUCAACUGCCACUCCUGUCGGAGCUACGACUCCUGCUGCUGAGGCUGAAGCGGAUAUAUUGGAAGAGUAUGUGCCGACUGCCCAGUUUACUCCAGUCAUCCCUCUGCCUGAACUCGUCGAAGUUGUCACAGGUGAGGAGAACGAAUCAAUUUUGUUCGAGCACCGAGCCAAAUUGUUGCGAUUCGAUCGAGAAUCCAAUGAGUGGAAGGAGCGUGGCCUCGGCAACAUAAAACUCUUGCAAUCAAAAUUGAAUCCUCAACAAAUACGCUUAGUUAUGCGUCGCGAGCAGAUUCAUAAACUGUGCUGCAAUCAGAGACUUUUAGCCGAGACUAAAUUUAGUUAUCUAAAGAACUCUCAAACAGCCCUGACAUGGGCCGCCAAAGACUAUUCCGAGGGAGAGAUGACCUCCGAGCUGCUGUGCAUUAGAUUCAAAACAGCUGACACAUGUAAGGCAUUCUUCGACGAGAUUACCAAGGCUCAAAAAUUGUUGUCGGAGCAAAAACCAGAUGAUAAGAAGAAUAAGGAAGAAGCGGACAAGAAGCCUGUUGUGGGCUUUGGUGAUGCCUUCAAGCCUGUGUCAGGCAGUUGGAAUUGUGAGAGCUGCUAUACCAACAAUGGAGCAGGACAACUUUAUUGCGCGGCAUGUGAAGCACCCAAAGAUAAAUCAGUGCCGCCAAAAUCAGUGAACGCUGGAGGUUUAGAUGGCGGAAGUGCUUUGAAUUUAUCCAUCAGCAGUGCUGGCAAAUUUAAUUUUGGAUUUGGAAGUGGCGGCACAACGGCAGCAACCACCACGGCAGUACCCCCCUCGGCUGUCAGUUUUGGUUUCGGUGGCUCCAAUAAGACCAAGGAAAAAUCACCGCUUCCCCUCGUUGCCAAUGCCCCUGCCCCCGUCGCUGUGACAACAUCAGCGCCUUCCGCUUUGGGUUUUGGUCCAAAUAAAAAUGUAUCAUCAGGAUUUGGUGAUGUUUUUAAACCAAAAGCAGGAAGCUGGACAUGCUCAAGUUGCUAUGUGACCAACGAGGCGGAACUUGUGAAAUGCAAAGCCUGUGAAACUGUGAAAGAUGGCGCUGAAGAUAAGAAAGAGAGUAAACUCGGAAGUAGCAGCAAUAUAAAUUGGCCUGCCGCUUCACAAUUUAAGUUUGGAUUUAAUUCUGCUGCUCCAGCCACUGAAAAGCCGUUUGGUUCAGCUAAUUUCAGCUUUACCCCGAAAGCCAGCGGCAUCAUUAACACUACAAGCACUUCCACUUCCAGCGUGCCUGCCAGUACUGGCGGCACCAUUCUGGGGUCGAAUAAGUUUACCUUUUCCAUGCCCAAGCCGUCAGCUACAGAGCCCAAGAGUCCUCAAGCUGAUGAAUCCGCAAAUGAUAACGAUUAUCAUGUUGAAGAAGAGAACAAUGCGUAUUUCGCUCCAGUGAUACCCCUGCCAGACAAGAUUGAAGUCCGGACCGGGGAGGAAGAUGAGGAGCUACUUUAUGAACACCGGGCAAAACUGUACCGCCUCAGUCAGGAAGGCGAAUGGAAGGAACGUGGUCUAGGCAAUGUGAAAAUCUUGCAGCACAAGCAAACUCAAAAACUACGCGUUGUAAUGAGACGUGAGCAGGUCUUAAAAAUUUGUCUUAACCAUAUUCUGGACCUAAACGUGGUCUACAAGCCGAAGGAUGAGAAAUCAUGGAUGUUUGCUGUGAACGAUUAUAGUGAAGGUGAAAAUAUCCUUGAGAGAUUUGCCUUGCGCUUUAAAACCCCAGAAAUAGCCCAAGGUUUCCAUCAAGCGGUGAUGAAAGCAUUGAAUAUAUCACCUGAAGAUGGUGUAGAGCAGAAUGUGCUUGCUCCAGCUACUGCAGCAUCCAAGGAGAUUCAACACUUAGCCGAGAAAUUAAAACUAAAUGAGGAGUUUUUACUAAGCGAGAAAAAGUGCACCGGCUGUCGAGGAUGUGACGUGGACUCGUUUGAAUUCGGAUCCGCUUCGGUAAAUGAGAACGGGAAAGAUUCCACGGAGCCACGUUUACCACUUUACUUGCCGGCCCUUAAACUACCGCUCAAAAUCCAACCGGCAGCAUCAAUUGCAACUACUAACACUAUCCAGCCAGUGGCGACUAAUCGCACCUCUAUAUUCAAGGCCAGUUCAUUAAGUGCUGCUGCUAGUGGGGGAUUUGGUAGCUUCGGUGGAUUUGGGCAAGCCAUAUCAGCAAAUUCAACCAUAUCCGCCACAACAAAUCAGGCAGAGGAAUCAAAACCGUUCGCUGCAGCUAGUAAUAGCUUCGUCUUUGGCAGUGGCAAAACUGAGAAUCCUUUAGGAUUCGUAUUCAGUGCAUCCAACAAUCAAAGCCUGCAACAGAGUGCCGAGAGCGCAGUGCCCAAAUCAAUUUUUGGACAAACUCUUAGCAAAACUGAGGAUGGCGAAAAGGUGAAGUCUAUAUUUGGUGGUACUUCCUCCAACUUGUUUGAUGGCAGUGGUUCAGGUGGUGGGACUGCCGGAGGCUCUGCAGGCUUUGUAUUCGGUUCAUCUUCGACAGCUAUUCCAAACAUAAGCUUUGCUGAUAUAGGCAAGGAAAAGAAUCAAACCGAAAAGGAAAAGCCACUUAGUAACGACAACAGCAAGACAGAGUCAAAAACACCUGUUUUUGGAGCUUUUAACUUUGGCUCUAGUCUUACCAACAAAGAGAUCAGUAGUGGAACACCCAAAGUGUUUCCUGAUUUGGCUGCCAAGGCUGGUGAUGAUUUUGCCAGUUUGGUGGCCAAAGGACAGAAUACCAAUGCGUUUCAAAAAUCCACUACUGGUGGCUUCUACAAUUUAACUCAUCAAAAUGAUUUUAAGAAUUUCCAAGCCGCCAAAGUUGCCGAUGGCGAGACAGAAAAGAUUGCAGCAUCAGUUGAGGAUGAAGAUGCUGAUACAACUAAUGAUGACAACUAUGAUCCUUACUAUGCGCCUAUUGUCGAUCUACCCGAUGAGAUUGUGGUCACUACCGGGGAGGAAAAUGAGACGAAACUGUUUGGCGAGAGAACAAAACUUUAUCGCUUUUCUCCCGAUACAAAGCAAUGGAAGGAUCGAGGUGUGGGUGAAAUUAAAGUCUUAGAGCAUCCAGAAUUAAAAACCUUCCGAAUGGUCAUGCGUCAGGAGCAGAUCCAUAAACUGAUCCUUAACAUGACAAUUAGCUCGUCUUUUAAAAUAGAGUUUAUGAAUGAUCAAGGUAAAAGUUUUCUAUGGGCUAACUAUAACUAUUGUGUAGAUUCAGAAGGUAAGGUGGGUACUGAAGGUGUUUUGGAACGCUUGGCCUGCCGUUUUAAAAAACAGGAACCAGCCGAUGAAUUUUAUAAAGUUGUCUGCUCCUGCAUUGAUCGGGCUAGGACUAUAGACAUGGAGGCAGGAAUUAUACUUGAUAACGAUGAGGAAGCCGAGGAUCCACUAAAUGAUAGUGCUGCCGAAGCAGAAUAUGCGGAAACGGAGACUGAACGUAGUCUGAAAUGUGUCACCGAGAAAUCGGAAUGAAACUGUAAGGCGGAGCCUAAAGAUGCUCCGUGUGAUAAUGCUGCUAAGGGAGAAAGAAAUCCGAUUUAUUUAAGAAUACAGUAAACACUGAUUUAUUUUUAUGUUUAUACGAUAAUUUUGAUUGUUGUACUUCUGAAAAUAUAAUGAAAAUAAUAAAAAACAAA